AUGACGAUUGACGCUCCACGCUCCCGUCCACGUCGGCCGUUCCGACGUUGGCUGGUCCUCGGUGUGACCAUCCUUUCCUACUCCGGGAUGUUCGUGCGAGCGCAACAACAAUCACCGCAACAAUCGCUGUCCGGCGACGUCCUCCGGGACGGACCGGCGUACUGGCAACGCGGUCGGGAUCAUUUCCGGGACGGCCGCUACGACGACGCCGCCACUGAUUUGUGGAAGGCCGUACUCUUGCACACGCAGACACCACCCGCACAAACGUACGAUGUACAGGACGUCUUUCGGUUGUUCCUGCAGUGCUACGUGGUGCGGGACCGGGCCGCCGACGGAUUGGCUUUCGUGGCGGGAGAAUCCUUCCGCCGGGGACAGGACGACAUGGGACGACUCUACCUGCAACAGGCACUCGGCAUGGACCCACGCAACGAUGCGGCGUUGCUCGUCCAAGCCGAAUUCGGCGACGCCGUGGACCAGUCGUUGUCGGCGUCGACAACGGCACCCACGUCGCACGACAACCCCUUUCCGGGACAAACGCCGGAACAACUCUACGAAGUCGCCAGUCGCCAAUUUUCCGACAAGAACUACGAAGCCUGUGCCGACGUAUUCGAACUGUCCUGCCAGCAAUCGGGACGGAAAAUCGGACCCUCCUGUGCCAACGCCGUAUACUGUCGAAACAUGUUGACGGAUUGGGGAUUCAACGGCACACAGUUUGACCGGGACAUGCAGACCAUUGCGACGCUCGUCCGAACCGAAACGGCGCAGUACCGAUUCCGACACGAAACCGACGCGAACCAGUUCGUGUGGCAGCGGGCGACGUCGCCCCAUCCCCACAUGAUGCUCGGUUACCCGGUAGAUCCCUUGCUCAAGCGCUACGUCGCCGAGUCCGCGGCCUACUUGGACGAACAAAUGGCACGCCUCGCCCACACCGCACCCACCGAGACCGCGUUGCCCUCUCUCCCGCCGGGACUACCCUACCACGUCCACGACGAUCGCCAACGGUUUGCUGACGAACGCGCGGCGGAUCCUCACGCCAAAAUACGUGUCGGCUUUGUCGGAUCCGGCUUCAACUCGAAAGCCGUCCUCUAUCUGUCCCAAGAUAUGUUUCGAUUCUUCGGUCGCGAGUUCGAAAUUCACGUCUUUUCCUUUGGUCCACGGGACCAUCCCAUGUUCAUUGAGCGCGGCAUGCGUGGCGUCGAUUGGCGAGAGCGUGUCAAGUCCAACGUUCACUUCUUUCACGAUUGCCAAGCCAUGAAGCUGGAUCACAUCAAAGCCGCACGCUUCAUUCACGACCAGAAUAUACACAUACUCAUCGAAUGGGACGGAUACGCACGUCAGGGCGAACGAGCGCAAGGUCUCUUUGCUCUACGACCAGCCCCGAUUCAGAUCCUCCAUCAAGAAUACCUGGGCACCAGUGGGGCGCUCUACGUGGACUACCUCUUUACCGAUCAAGUGUCGUCACCGCCAUCCCUACAGCACCUGUACACGGAAAAACUCAUCUAUUUGCCGAACCAUUUCUUCAGCAAAGGCCACGCCUACCAAAAGGAAGUCCGCGAGCCACGGUACGAAUACCAACCCGUGACUCGUCCCCAUCAGUUGGGGACGGGCUCUCCCCAAGAAAAUCGCUGUCUCGCUCCGCCCGACGUGGGACCCACCGACGUUGCGUUUGUCUAUUGCAACUUCAACAAAUUUCUCAAAAACAACCCCGAAACGGUCCGCGGCUGGAUACAAAUUCUACGGCAGGUCCCCGAUUCGAUCCUGUGCCUUCUGGACAACCCCCGCGACGGUAUCCCCUACCUCCACAAAUUCAUUCACGAAGCCGCCGGCACUUCCGACGGAAAUUCCCCGGAUUCCUUCCAACCGGGCGACGGGGACGACUUGGUAAACCGCGUACACUUUCUCCCCUGGGAGCCCAAUCCCUUCGAUCACCAGCAGCGGAAUCGCGAUUUCUGCAACGCCAUGUUGGAUUCACACCCCUACAACGGCCACACGGUGGCGCAGGAUGCCCUGUACGCGGGUGUCCCGAUCGUAACCCGCAGCGACGGCGACGACAUGAGUGCGCGGGUCACGACGUCCGCCAAUCUGGUCCUGGGCUUGUCGCAUUUGAACGCCGUACACGGUCCGGCGCAGUACGUGGCGAUUGCCGUGGCGUUGGGGACCAACGCCACGCUGUUUCGGGAAACCCGGGAGCGGUUGAUCGGUACGGCACUCCAGCGGAAUCCCAUGCACCCGUACUGGGAUGUGGCUCGGUACGUACUGAACUUUGAAAGCGGGUUGCGCGUGGUUUGGGAACGUUUUCUUCGAGGCCAAGCGCCGGAUCACGUGGUCGUGGAGGAAACGGCGGACGCCGCGCGGGGUACGUACGACGACAAGAUUCGGGCGCAUCCACCGCAAGGCAACCGGGCACGCCGUGAGCGGGCAGCGAACGAUGAACUGUAG
Molecule: messenger RNA, 2439 nt
Organism: Phaeodactylum tricornutum CCAP 1055/1
Lineage: Eukaryota; Bacillariophyta; Bacillariophyceae; Surirellales; Neidiaceae
Product: UDP-N-acetylglucosamine--peptide N-acetylglucosaminyltransferase
Exons: 1
Coding region: 1-2439 (812 amino acids)
Biological process (GO): protein O-linked glycosylation
Molecular function (GO): protein N-acetylglucosaminyltransferase activity
Source: RefSeq, a predicted model, not a curated record